Menidia menidia (Atlantic silverside) is the source of this 2021-nucleotide messenger RNA. NCBI's taxonomy places the organism in Eukaryota, Metazoa, Chordata, Actinopteri, Atheriniformes, Atherinopsidae. The record is from the annotation of a GenBank genome assembly.
AUGCUAACUGGACCGUGUUGCGAUGCAGAUAUUGCCGCCAUGCCUCUUCCUGACACAUUCUACUGUGCCCAGCAAAUUAACACUCCCCCCGAGCUGCCAGACAUCCUGAAAAACUUCACCAAGGCAGCCAUCCGAACACAGCCCAGGGAUCUGCUGGUGUGGUGUGCAGCAUACUUCAAUGCACUGGCUAAAGGAGAGUGUUUGCCGGUCAAGGAGAGGCUGGAGAUGAAUGUUGCCACCCAGAAGAAUGACACCGGGUUGACCCCAGGGCUAUUGAAGACCCUUCACAAGCAGCUGUCCCCUAAACACAGAUGCAGCACAAAGGACCUGCAAACAAAAUGGAAAGGUCUGUGUCUUCCCGCUGAUCUGCUGCAAAACCUGCUGUCCUUGGGCAGCUUCGGCUCUGAAAUAGACUGGAUGGAGUUUUUUGCCCUGGGCUGCAGCGCUCUGGGAGGGUCUAGUUUAGGGUGUGGGCCAAAUCCAGACAUCCACGCUUCAGACUUCUCCAUCGGGGUCCCGGAGACCCUCAUAAGCACCCUGAAGUUUGCUUGUGAGAUCCUGACAGACGAUGAGGAGGGCGGACCUGCAAGGAUCCCGUUUGAAACUUAUGUCAAACUCUACACCUACCUGGGUCGCCUAGAAGGGGACACGCAGGACGACAUCGACAACUUCCUCAGCAGCCUGCGGCCUCAAGUGGAUCUCCAACACGGGAUGAUAAAGCCUUUGGACUUUAUUCAGAGGGAUGAUAUGGACAAAACUGGAUCUGGUUCCUCCAAUUUUCUCAGAGCAACGUCAAAACCUGAAUAAGGCAAGGUUUAAAACUACAGCAGUCAGUGUUUACAGUUGAAAGGAAAGCUGAAUCCUGACUGUUCUAUUCAUGCACUCGCAUUUUUACAUGUGACUCAAAGAAAGAAUCAUCUUACCUACCUUUUUGGAAUAUGGGAAAACACAACACACUAAAGGAAAAUUAUGACCCAGGUUGACAUCUUAUCACUUGGACAUUUCUCAAGUCACUUUGGAAAGUUGGAAUGUAAUAGCUUUGUUUUUGUAUCGGCCAUAAAUCAUAGAUGACAAACCUCCAAUUUUGAUUUGAGGGCUGAUUUGGCAAUGUGGCACCAAAGUAAACACAUCGUUAUGGAUGAUGUGUGAGGUGUGAAAUGUAUCUUGGUCAAUAUGUAUUCUUUGGCAAAAGGUUUAUUUACAAGGCAGAGCAGUUUCUGAUGUGUCCUUUAAAUGGUUUUCUUAGUUGAGACCAAAACACUUUAAAAGGUUAAACUAAUGGUGCAAUGUUUUAUUUUUUUAGUAUAGUCAUUAUUUCAGUCAGUGGAAAUUGAUUAAGGAGCCAACACAGCUUCAGGGCCCAGUCUGACAGCAAAAAGGCAGAAAUUCUUUUAAAUCUAGCACUGAGACUAAGGUUGCCUUGUUGAGUAGUGGGGGAAACAUUGCUUUGUAUCAAUGAAAUCAUCAGCACAGUGCAAAAAUCUUGACCCACUUCUCAUAUCAGUAAACAUUCUCAGGUAAUCAGGGGGAAAGUGUAACAAUUUAACUGAAGGAGCAAGAAUAAAUGAAAAUGCAGCAUAAGAGAAAGGAGGCCUUCCUCCACGUUAAACAUUCACAAAAAUGACCACCUGACAGCCAGCUUUUCACAGAGACAUUUCUGAUAAGACUUUGACAAACAGUAAAUGAAGCAACCAGAGGGUCCAAUAAAUCUCUCGGGCCCUGGAUUUUCCCCGCUCAUGUCAUAUUCAGAUGAUGUUAAAUGAUGGCAGAUUGAUUUUUGAGACCUGUCAAAUCUGAUUUAGCCUGUUGCCUGUUCAGUUUCAGCACACCAGGCUGAUAUAUGCCUUAUUUUCUAUUACAAAUCUAAUUUUUAGUCCCAAAAAGUAGCAUUUCAUUUCUGUUAAACUGUGAUCUUUGCAUUUAUUCCAUCCAUCCAUUAUCGUAACCGCUUAUUCCCUACUGGGGUUGCGGGGGGAAUGGAGCCUAUCCCAGUAGUCAAUGGGCGAGAGGCGGGGUACACC